Molecule: messenger RNA, 666 nt
Organism: Capsicum annuum
Lineage: Eukaryota; Viridiplantae; Streptophyta; Magnoliopsida; Solanales; Solanaceae
Exons: 1
Coding region: 1-666 (221 amino acids)
Source: RefSeq, a predicted model, not a curated record
AUGGCUGAGGAUUGUCCUGUUAAGUCGGAUGAACCCACUGAUGAUGAGAUUAAAGCCUACGAUGAGUGGGUCAAGGCUGACGAGAUGGCAAGAUGCUACAUUCUUGCCUCUAUGGCAAAUGUGUUGCAGCAUCAACAUCAGUCCAUGAGUACUGCUUAUGAUAUGCUUGAAUCUCUCAAAGAGAUGUUUGGUGAGCAAAAUCGUGCUACAAAUCAGACGGCCAUGAAAGCUCUUUUGACCACGAAAAUGGUUGAAGGAACUUCAGUAAGGGAAUAUGUUCUCAAAAUGAUGAGUCUAUUGAACGAGUUGGAAAUUCUUGGUGUGGUUAUUGAUAAGGAAUCUCAGGUUGAGAUGGUCCUACAGACUCUGCCAGACAGUUUUCAGCAGUUUUGCUUGAAUUAUAACAUGAAUAAGAUGGACUCAUCUCUUGCGAAACUGUUGAAUGAGCUGCAAGCGGCAAAAUCUAUCAUUAAGCAACAAGCUCCUCCUGCGGCGUUGAUGGUUGACAAACUUUCGUCUUCGACUUCUAAGCCGGAAGGCGAAAAGAAAAAGAAGAAAAAGCCUUGUAAGGUUUCAGGUGCUAAUGGUGGUGUGGCUAAGCCUAAGGAAAAAUGCUAUCAUUCAAGCAACCUGGUCAUUAUAAGAAACAGUGUCCCGGCUACAUAG